Paramecium pentaurelia is the source of this 677-nucleotide messenger RNA. Lineage: Eukaryota; Ciliophora; Oligohymenophorea; Peniculida; Parameciidae. The record is from the annotation of a GenBank genome assembly.
AUGUCUCAAAAAUUUAAGUCCCCUAUUAUUGUAUCCAAAGUCCAACCAAAAGUACUCUACAACACUCAAGAGUAUAAAAGAACUCAUAUCUUAGUCUCAAUGCUAAAGUCAUCAAAGUCUUUAGUCCCUUUGAAUAUAUGCAUUAUAUUAAGAGAAGACAAGAUUACUUAAACAAGUAAUAGGAGCUUAUUGCCAACCUACAAUUAAGCAAAGAGAAUUAUGAUAAAUUGACAUUUUCAGUUAAAUAGAUAGGAGUUACAGAUGAUGAAGGCAGAGUUGGUUCACUAAGCUAAAGAAAAUAUUUACUAAAAUCUAUGGAAUCAACUAGAGUCUAAAAAUCAGAAUCUAUCUAACAAUCAUAAACUGAUAGAAUUCAAUAUUAAUUCAGGGCAAAAGCAUUACCAAGUAGUCGAAGAGAAAAAACUCGAACAUCUCAAUAAUAAUCCAAUAUUAAUUUCUUAACACUUCCAGAAAGAUCGGAAACCCAUAUUGAAUUUAAGACAAGCGCAAUUGAUAAGAUAAUCAAAAGAUCAAGAUAAAAAAAACGAUUUCCGCUAAGUUAACCUUAACCACCAGAAGUUGCAUUUGCUAAAUAAUACCAAAAUUCAAAAUAUUUAUCAUAUAGUCGAUAGUUAUAAGAACUAUAAGGAACAUUGGAAUUCAAUAAAUUGUUAUGA